ACAAGACUCCACCCACGUAACUACUUGGACCAUGUGCCUGGGAAAAACACAACAUCCGCUAGUUCAACAUCUUUAAGGACUAAAUCAUUUUCUUUCUUAUUUUAGGCACUACGGGUUCACGCGCACAUGUCAAAAUGACGACCUCUGACGUUAACUUUCAAGCUCAAAUCGCAUCUGUUUUAGACGCACUGGUGAAAGUGGCCGUAGUCGAAUUGACGAAACUCUUCGACGGUCACUCAGUCCCCAGGAACACGGUGCUUACUGACGUUCACACGGAACAAAAUGAUACACUGGACUACUUCAAAGGGCCACCUAACAAAACAUUUCAAAGUAUUGCAGUGCAAGUGGACGGAGGACCCCUGUAUUUAGAGCAACCUUUCACAGAUCAGUGUUGCUCCUUAGAGGGGCGUGGUGAUAGUUCGAGAAAAGGCAAGAAGGGGGAGGACACCCUGCUGGUGGAAACUAAUGAGUGUACUGACCUUGGGAGCUUUGUUCUCAGAGAGGAUGAGAUGUGUAUGAGCAGUUCAUCCAGAAACCCUGAAUCAUCCACCGAAGAACUACAUACAAGUGGCCCUGCAAAUAACUGCCACUCCACUGUUCCAAGGACUCUAGCUAAACAGAAACAACGUUCUAAUAAGACAAAAGGAAAGAAUGGAAGCAAUGCUCGGAACAAGGCGAAGCUCCUCCUCCAGAAAGAGGAGACACAAGCUCCAGCUCAAGAGCGUAAGGGUACAGAGCCUGCCCAGGUGAAGCCCCAGGAGGCAAGUGUAAGCACAGCCCAGGAGACCCCUGUCUCCACAGAUGGGACUGUGGCUCAUCUGAGGGUAAGCCUAUGGGACCGCCUGGCCAGUGUUAAAGACAUGGUGAAUGAGCAUAAGAAGCAGACUUCUCAGGACCAGAAACUACUUCAGCCCUGCUCAGUUCAGCUGGUCAACCUGUCUUUGGUUGAGCAUGGGGGGAAGAUGAUCGGCAUUGUUGGUGGCGGCGAUGGUGCUCAAGGAAAAAGGGGUUUCCAAACACCCAAGGACCUCCGCAUCCAUCAGAGUAUCCAUACCGGGCGACGUCUUUGCUGCUUCACCAAGUGUGGCAAUGGCAUCUGGCGGCUGCAGAGGGUGGUCAGCCAGAGCCAGUCUCAAUGUUGCAAGAUAUGCGGGAAGAGGUUUAAGCGCAGGAAGGUCCUCCGAAGACAUGAACGCUUUCACACUGGGGAGAAGCCCUAUAAGUGCCCCAAGUGUCACAAGGCCUUUGCCUUAAGGAAAAGUCUACGCAGGCACCAGAGGUUUCAUACCGGGGAGAAACCCCACAUUUGCCCUCAGUGUGGGAAGAGUUUCCGGCUUCGAGAGAAUCUAAAGGCUCACCUGCGUUUCCACACCGGCGAGAGGCCCUUUACCUGCUCCAUCUGUGCCAAAAGCUUCAGAAUCUCCCGCAACCUCACAGAACACCAGCUCAGUCACUUGUGAUUAAGCAGCAGCUGUUUCUGCUCUUUAAAUGUUCUCUACUUCUUAACUACCUCUUACCAAAAACUAUUGGUUUUAUUCACACUAUAGCUUUCCUUUGGUUUUCCCUGGGCUUCAGCUAAAAAAUAAAUAAUGGAGUUUAUAAGAAAGAACACCAGAAAAAAAUCCUGAGAUUUCUGCACGUUUUUGUUGGAUUGGCCUCGAUGUCCAGUGGAAUGUGAACUGUUGUCAACCUAAUUGAGGACAAGUAGAAUGUUGUGAACAUGCGUGUUUUUACACUGUAGAGACUAGAUGGUAUUUUUACCCCCACUAUGUGUUGUGUUGAUAUAUGUGGAUAUCGCGCUAAUGUGCAAUGUAUUGCACUGAUAGUGCAGACAUAUAUCUACUUUGCUGCUUGUGUAAUGUACUGACACAUUUUUAUGAUUGUGUGUAUCCUUUUAAGGUGUUUUAUAACUAACUUGGUUAUUUUGACUAAGACCCAAUAAGAGGCCAUUCUGUCCAUAGCCAGUCCAUAAACGUCUCAAGAAAGUAGCUGAUGAAAUGAAUAAGGUGAAAACGUACAGUGUGCUUUCAAAUGGGAAUCUAACUCAUCAAGGAUAUCAUAUAUGGACCCAUAUUGACAGGAUGGAUUUAAAUUCACCUAUUGUGCUUCGAGAGAACACACAAUCGUUUUAAUUUCAAGUCAAUCUUUAGUGAUUGAAGUGCACACAAGGGGAUCACUUUUUUUUAUACCUGUAUGUAGGCUACCAUGCAGGAGACAUUCUCCACAGUAGGCUACUGAUUCCGUUUUUUGAAGAACAAAAUUGUUCGUGUUUCAAGAUGAAGCCUGAAACUUACGAUUUUUAUUAAGUUUGGUAAGACUGUGAAAUAUAUUUCUUAUUGGCCUAAUUAUUUUUGUAAUUUUUCAGAUAAUCAUGACAUGCUUUUUUACUUUUAACUAUGUAUCUGUGAAGUAGAAAUGUAUGAAAUAAAUCCCGAUUAAAAACUAAAUAAUCAAAUGACUGAUGG
Molecule: messenger RNA, 2465 nt
Organism: Hypomesus transpacificus
Lineage: Eukaryota; Metazoa; Chordata; Actinopteri; Osmeriformes; Osmeridae
Exons: 4
Coding region: 135-1460 (441 amino acids)
Biological process (GO): regulation of transcription by RNA polymerase II
Molecular function (GO): DNA-binding transcription factor activity, RNA polymerase II-specific; RNA polymerase II cis-regulatory region sequence-specific DNA binding
Source: RefSeq, a predicted model, not a curated record